CUUCUCCGUGCCAGUGUUCACGAGAAACCAGGAGGGCUCCCACGAUGAAGAUGCUGGCUCCAAACUGCCCUUGGGAGAAGAGACCAACAGAAAUCCUCCACCUACUUUACUGCAUCCAGAAAACUGGUGUGAGGAAUUCAAUCACUUUAUCUCACAGUGUCUUAUUAAGGACUUUGAAAAGCGGCCUUCUGUCACACAUCUCCUCGACCACCCAUUUAUUAAAGGAGCUCAUGGAAAGGUUUUGUUUCUGCAAAAACAGCUGGUUAAGGUGCUCCAAGACCAGAAGCAACUAAACCCCGUUGCUAAAACCAGGCACGAAAGGAUGCACACUGGAAAGCCAUAUCAUGUGGAGGAUGCCGAAAAAUACUGUGUUGAGGAUGAUUUGGUUAAUCUUGAGGUUCUGGAUGAGGAUACAAUUAUUCACCAGUUGCAGAAACGUUACACAGACUUGCUGAUUUAUACCUAUGUUGGAGACAUUCUAAUUGCCUUAAACCCCUUCCAGAAUCUAAGCAUAUACUCUCCACAGUUUUCCAGGCUUUAUCAUGGGGUGAAACGUGCCUCAAAUCCCCCCCACAUAUUUGCAACGGCAGAUGCUGCUUACCAGUGCUUGGUGACUUUCAGCAAAGACCAGUGCAUUGUCAUCAGCGGAGAAAGUGGCUCGGGGAAGACAGAAAGUGCCCACCUGAUUGUUCAGCAUCUGACUUUCCUGGGAAAGGCCAACAAUCAAACCUUAAGAGAGAAAAUUCUGCAAGUGAACUCCCUGGUGGAAGCCUUCGGGAAUGCAUGCACUGCCAUCAAUGACAACUCCAGUCGUUUUGGGAAGUAUCUGGAAAUGAUGUUUACACCAACCGGAGCGGUGAUGGGGGCAAGAAUUUCUGAAUAUCUUCUUGAAAAGUCCAGAGUUAUAAAACAGGCAGUGGGAGAGAAAAAUUUUCACAUAUUUUACUAUAUUUAUGCUGGUCUUUAUCACCAAAAGAAACUCUCUGAGUUGAGACUACCUGAGGAAAGUCCUCCUAGGUACAUAGCUGAUGAAACUGGAAGAGUCAUGCAUGACAUAACUUCCAACGAGUCUUACAGAAGACAGUUUGAAGCAAUUCAGCAUUGCUUCAGGAUUAUUGGGUUCACUGACAAGGAGGUACACUCUGUGUAUAGAAUUCUGGCCGGGAUUUUGAAUAUUGGGAACAUUGAGUUUGCAGCUAUUUCUUCUCAACACCAAACUGAUAAAAGUGAGGUGCCCAAUGCUGAAACUUUAGAAAAUGCUGCCACAGUUCUCUGCAUCAGCCCCGAAGAGCUGCAGGAGGCCCUCACAUCCCGCUGUGUGGUCACCCGAGGGGAGACCAUCGUCCGCACCAACACCGUGGACAGGGCUGCAGAUGUCCGGGAUGCCAUGUCCAAAGCCCUGUAUGGGAGGCUCUUCAGUUGGAUUGUGAAUCGCAUCAACACACUCCUGCAGCCAGACAAAAACAUAUGUAGUGUAGAUGAUGGAAUGAACGUGGGGAUCUUGGAUAUUUUUGGAUUUGAGAAUUUUCAGAGAAAUUCCUUUGAGCAGCUCUGCAUAAACAUCGCCAAUGAACAAAUCCAGUACUAUUUCAACCAGCAUGUGUUUGCUCUUGAGCAGAUGGAGUAUCAAAAUGAGGGCAUUGACGCCAUUCCUGUGGAAUAUGAGGACAAUCGCCCACUCUUGGACAUGUUCCUCCAGAAACCUCUGGGCCUGCUUGCACUUUUGGAUGAGGAAAGUCGCUUUCCCCAAGCCACAGACCAGACCCUGGUCGAUAAAUUUGAGGAUAAUCUGCGAUGCAAGUUCUUCUGGAGGCCCAAAGGAGUGGAGCUGGGCUUUGGCAUUCAGCACUACGCGGGAAAGGUAUUAUAUGAUGCUUCUGGGGUUCUUGAGAAAAAUAGAGACACCCUCCCUGCAGAUGUGGUUGUGGUCCUGAGAACGUCCAAAAACCGGCUUCUUCAGCAACUCUUCUCCAUCCCUUUGACCAAAACAGGUAACUGGGAACCCCUAACAUUCCCAGACCUCAUGGUUGUUAUAAACCCAGGAA
Molecule: messenger RNA, 2045 nt
Organism: Castor canadensis (American beaver)
Lineage: Eukaryota; Metazoa; Chordata; Mammalia; Rodentia; Castoridae
Source: RefSeq, a predicted model, not a curated record